AUGGAUAAUCCUAGUAGGUGUUCAGGGGGGAGGCCGACUAAGACGCAGAUACGGAAAACGACACAGCAGUUGCAGGCAGAAAAGCUGCGAGUAGGUCGGGUCACACAGGUUCUUGAUGCUAUUGCGGCCGCCGGGUAUUCCGGAAUUGGGUCCUUCCUCGUCGACUUUCUAACACCGGCGGAGCGAUCCACUGAAAAUUCCCGCUUUACAACCGCGCAGACAAAUUUCUUGACGAGGGGUGGCUUUGUGAAAGUAAUGAACUUGGCUCUUGACGACGAACGGUGCUUCAACCGAAAUUUAAAGUCUGAAAAUUGCCCUGUGAAUUUCCUAACUCGCUGGUGCACUGAUUAUGUACAAGAGGAGGCCACAUCCUUUGCCUAUAUGAAAGGUACCCCUGUCAGAAGAAGUCAGCCGACUCCUUCAGUAGAACCGCACGAUAUAUUUAGCUUUGAAGAGUGCGCAAAUGGACUCGAGAAGCAUAAGGCCCCAUUUCUCUGGUCAAUCCUUUCUUCAUUGACUAUAAGAACAACCAGAGUGCUCAGUGAUAAGGAUAUGGCUGGUUUCGGUGGCGGAGAUGCCCCUCCUGCUUCUCGUAUGUCAGCUGCAGUCGCUUUUAGCAUCCUCGCAUAUACGUCGAACCCUCAAAUAAGUGGCCUACAGUCAACCAUGACAAUCUACUUGGGGGCAUAUCGGGUGCCCAAAAAGGCGAUGGAUGUCCUCCAUAGGAUGGGUAUGGUUGCAUCAGCUAGCCAAAGACUUAUAUUGCUAGGGGAACUUGCCAAAGCAGAGGAAGGUUCACUUAGGCUGCUUGCUAACUCCGCGCCUUGUGGAGUAAGCGUUGACAAUGUAGACAGUCAAGUUGCCAAAAGAGGCAGUGACCAAUCUGCCGUGUUAAAAUCAUAUUUGGAACACAGUUGUACUGGAUUCGUUUUCAAACUGCGGCAUAUACCCCAAGAUUAUUCAGCAAUGUCAUAUUUACCCGAUACUCUCCUCACUCGUGGAGCUAGGCUGGCUUUGACAAUCGAGGAUAUGGUACCGUCCAACGCUUCGUGGGAGUACCUGCGGGAGGCGAUCCGGUAUCACCUCUACUCCGCAUUAGACAAUCGACUUGGGCCUUUUAAUUUCACCAAACAGCAGAAAGAAAACUUCAGGAUUUCGAAGAAAUAUUGCUUCCAAUGUUCGAAUGAGCCCGUUUCUAUCAAAAACUUCGCACUGUUGCCAUUUAACCAAGGAGAGGUUAAAGGGACAAGGGCCUUUCUCGAACAUAUCCAGGAAAAGGAGAUGGGAUUUGAGCCUGGGGCCCUUUUGAAUGGUAUAAUCCCCAUUUCUGCAGACCAGUUAGGACUACAAAGGGUCCAAACCAACAAGAUUCAGUCGCAAUGGGAUUUCCGGGGUCGAAGAUUUGACCAUUAUCUCCCAUGGCCGGCGCCUUUCCACUGGCGCCUUAACGUAACAAGUACGUACCUAAGACUCCAUGGCCUUGCGACUGAGGAGAGUGGGGAUACGUGCGAUACCGCAAAUUCAAACCCCAGCUCGUUGGCGUUUGCAAAUCUAACUCUCCGCCAUGGAAAUCUCCGCAAAGAUCUACAUAACCAGGAGAGGUUUAUAUCUCUUGCGUUAGAUGGUCAUAUCUUGGCUCUCGCAACUGCUACAUGCGAUAAAAAUAAUCCAACUGAUAUCAGGGGCCUACUUGAAACAUGCGCGGAUAAAUAUCAGUUUGUGAAGAACUUAGUCGAUAAAAUGACGGAUCAGGUUUACCUGAAGCACAUCCGGGAGCUCGAAUCCCUACCCGAUGCGCAAAGAGACCAUACCCAGGAAAGUGGCUUGCUGCUGAUAUUCCACGGCAUUAUGGUCAGGGAUCUUUUUCGAGUGAUCAGGGCCGGCGACACUGGAAGGCUGUUACUCCUUGCCGAAUUGUUCAUACCUUUUUUUUCCGGUUCGGGCAUGAACAACUAUUUGUACGAAUUCAUGGAUUUCAAAGCCGCAACUACAAAAGAGUACUCGAGUGUGCUAUUGGAUAUAUUGAAACAGAAUUGGCUGCUAAAUCCAAGCGGCUUGCCAGGAAAAUUCAUGGCCAUAGACGAGUUUACGGAGUAUAUCGUCCGAAUGCUCAAGGAUAUAUACGGGAUUAAUCUGACCGAUAAGACGGAAAACCAUCGUCGGUUUGUUAUUUCAAGGCUAGUAGUGUGUCUUUCUAGGAUAAAAGAAGAGUUGGAGUCGGUAUCAGGAAGCAGUGGAGGUCGAUCUGGACACACGUCGCAUCCAGCGACACAAGACGUUUUCCGUGUAGCGUCUUCUUUGGAUGGACUUUGUAAAACCUUUAGGGGGCGCGGAAGACCGCAAAAUUUGAAUAUUAUGGACAUCGGCCUCAAGAAGCUCAGCCAGGAAAGAAUAUGGAAAAUACUCAUGAAGAAUACUUUAUCGGAGGAGGAUAGGGAAAAAUAUUUCGGGUCUGUAGAUGAUCCGAUGGACGAAUGGCUGGAAGAUGAUGAGGGGAAUGGAUUAGAAAUUGAUGGCGAAUACAACUAG
Molecule: messenger RNA, 2529 nt
Organism: Orbilia oligospora ATCC 24927
Lineage: Eukaryota; Fungi; Ascomycota; Orbiliomycetes; Orbiliales; Orbiliaceae
Exons: 2
Coding region: 1-2529 (842 amino acids)
Source: RefSeq, a predicted model, not a curated record